CUCCCCGGGGCCGAGCCCUGCGGGGCGAGGAGCCGGGCCGGGAUCCGGGGUUGCGGUCGGGCCGAGCUACCGCCGCUUCCGCCUCGGCUCGGUUUCUCCCGGCUCUCCGAAAGCGGCUUGCAGCGUAAUGCUAUUAACUGCUGAUGGAGAAAGCCGCUCCGCUGCUGCUGUAAACACCGCUCUUCGCAACGGCGGCGGGCCUCAAGCCGUUAGCAGCGGCUCCGGGGAACGCGAGCUGCGCGCAGAGCGGCCCGGCCCCGCGCAUCCCCCGCACUGCGCAGCGCAACUCGGGCCGCGCGCUGCCGUCCCCGGGGCUUCUCGGUGGGCGCUGCUUCCCCGGCUGAGGGCCCCCCGAAACGUUUGACUCGUUUCAGCUCUCUUAUUGUGAAUUCUCCUAUCUGCUGUGAGAUAUGCUGCUUCAAUUUUCAGAUCACGAUUUGUUGUUUCGUACUCCAUCAAAACGCUACUGCUAAAACCAAAAGGUUUUUAAUAUUAGUUAUCUAAUGACAUAGGCCGCGAUUUGUCCAGCAGCGGAACAAAUACAUUGGUAGAGAAGCACAGCAUCAUUUCUACAACAGCUUGAUCCUUCCGGAGCUGCGGUACAGGAGCUCGAAGGCUAGAGGCGGCGGAGGGACUGCUGUAGCCCAUGGGCCGUCCUGUGGCUGCCUUUGAAUCAAUCAGGACUUUAUGAGUAUAAAAUCUUUGGUGGUCUUGCUGACUGUUCCCCAAAACUCUGUGCAGAUGUCUAUAUGGAUUUAGAAUUCAGAAAACAGUGGGAUCAGUAUGUUAAAGAACUGUAUGAGGAAACGUAUGAUGGUGAAAAGAUAAUCUACUGGGAAGUGAAGUACCCUUUUCCUCUCUCAAACAGAGAUUAUGUCUAUAUUCGUGAAUGUCAAGAGAUGGAUGUUGAUGGGCGGAAGAUCUGGGUUGUGUUAGCUCAAAGUGUGUCUGUUCCUCAGUGCCCUGAAAAGCCCGGUAUUAUCAGAGUUAAAAGUUAUAAACAAAGCCUGGCAAUUGAAAGUGAUGGCAAGACUGGAUCUAAAGUCUAUAUGUACUAUUUUGAUAAUCCUGGUGGCAUGAUUCCAUCAUGGCUGGUCAACUGGGCUGCCAAGAGUGGUGUGCCUGCUUUCUUGAAGGAUAUGCAAAAAGCUUGUUGUACUUAUUCUGAAAGAGCAUAGGUCAAAUUUGAUCUGAAUUAUUUAAUUCCUAAAAUUCUGCACUUACAGAAUGGGUAUAAUGUAACACACACUGGAUAAAAUCUACCUCUAAUAUUGGAAAGAAUUUUUGUUGGUGGUUUAUGCCUUGACUCUUAUUAGACCUUUGUUUCCCUCUCCAAGAGAAGAGUUAGUUGCCAGCAAGGUAAUACCAACAUUAGCUGCCUUCCUUUCAUAGCACUUAUAUUCUGUCAUGUCACCCAUGCUUUGUGCUGAUUGUCAUAGGUCAGCUACAGCUUUAUUGAUUAAAGCAUUACAUCCUUGGGCAAGAGAUAAUAGUUUUUACUAGGAAAAAUGUCUGAAUUUAUACUGAAAAUUCUUUGCAUGUAUUAUGUCUGGGUUUCUCUUUGUGGCCUUGCAUGGUGACUUCUUAUUGAAAUUGAAUAAUACAACUUGCAUUGUUUAGGAGGAAAUGCUUUUGCUACCUGAAUUUAUCAUAUUUAAAAUGGUCUUCUCUACUAAAAAUAAAAAUAAAAAAUAGCACAUAUAGGUAAAUUACCUGAAGUUUGCAAUAGGAACAGGAACGCUUACUAAGCUUCCUUGUGAUGGCUUUAAGUGUCCAGGUAUAAAAGGAUGUGUACGUAAAGCCUUGCAUUCACAUCUCAGUAUGCCUAUAUGAAAAGUAUAAAGCAUUAGCUAUGUCUAGCUAGCAAAAAAAAAAAAAGUUUGCUUUCAUGGUUAAUUUAAUGGGAACAAGUUACAUCUUUGGAGUCCGUUCCCUUACUGACUGCUUGGAAAGCAGCUUGGACACCAGCUCUAAAUUGGAAAUAAUUUCAAACUGGAUUCCUGUAACUGAUUUAGAGAUGCUUGUUUCCCUGCUUCUGAAUGAACUUGAUAUGAAAGUUGUGGUUGUUUUACAUUUUUAAUGCUGAUGUAAAGAAUGAAAAUGUUCAUUUUGGAUGGCAAUCCAGCAGAAGCACAACCAAGCAGGAAAUUACAUUUGCAGCACCUUUGGAGCAGAAGGUCAGAGUUCAGCAAGGGUGAGAUGGCCUCAGUCUCAGGGAUUGAAAAUAUUUUGCAUCUUUACUAAAUCUAAUCUUGUUGCUGAACAAAUCUUGUGAUGGAGUAAGUUUAUUUUGUUAAAAAAAGAAAUGGUUGAAGUCAUUGCCUUUAUACUUUGUGUGAAUGUUUCCAAUAAAUCCUUACUGUAUCCAUA
Messenger RNA from Numida meleagris (helmeted guineafowl), 2370 nucleotides. It is a transcript of the gene PCTP, whose product is annotated as phosphatidylcholine transfer protein. The transcript has 6 exons. Gene Ontology annotation, molecular function: phosphatidylcholine intramembrane carrier activity; phosphatidylcholine binding. The record is from RefSeq and is a predicted model, not a curated record. NCBI's taxonomy places the organism in Eukaryota, Metazoa, Chordata, Aves, Galliformes, Numididae. Bases 750 to 1178 code for a protein of 142 amino acids.